This is a messenger RNA of Paraglomus brasilianum, 1851 nucleotides long. Lineage: Eukaryota; Fungi; Glomeromycota; Glomeromycetes; Paraglomerales; Paraglomeraceae. The record is from the annotation of a GenBank genome assembly.
AUGUCUGCUCAACAUAUACACAAAAUGAUUCGUGCCCUCUCUGAUGCUGUAACCGAUACUUCAUUCAUACCACCCGAUGACAACUACACUUCGUCAGACCCAAGCGACAUCCCCAACUUUAAUCCUCCCACUGGCGAUCCCUCCGACCCUUCUUCCUCCGACUCUUUUCCCACUUUUUCUAAUGAUUCCUUCUCUCUCUCCGAUUACGAUAAAUUGGUCUACCAAGCAGAUGUUGUCUAUAACUUGAACAAUUGGCUCAGCGUAGUCAGCAUCGUCGGAGGAUUAAUAGUCUUGAUAGUUAUGAUAUCAAUAUGGCUAUACGACAGGAAAUUGGUUAACAGGGUGUCUCUCAGGCUGACUGCUGUGAUAUCGUUUGUCGAUAUUUUGGCUGCAAUCUCGGUUAUUGCGUAUACGCGAGUUUCAGGAGAAGAUAACAUUGGAUGCAUGAUUCUUGGAUGGACUUUGUCAUUUUUACCCCAAUGUUAUUUAUUUUUGACUGUAAUGAUUGCAUUCAAUUUACAGCUCGUGUUCCUCCACAGACGUAAAGUUGCUUCUUUUUCUGAUAAAUGGUAUAUUCCAGCCGCCAUAUUCAUCGCCUUCAUCAUAAAUCUCCCACCUGCCAUAUUCCACGUCUUCGGCUAUGAGUCCACUUUCAGUACCUGCCUCUACCGCACAGACGAGUUCUCACCCAAAGCUAUUCUCUAUUGGAAGCUCUUCACCUUCAUAAUCCCUUGCGCUGUCACAAUGAUAUACUGUACUGUAAUAUUAUCGAUAAUUGUCUUUAAAAUAAAGUUUGUCAACAAAAAGAUAGCGUCAAUUGGAGGUGGAACUUCGUCGAGAAGGAGCGAGAAAGAAAGACAAAAGGAGAUACUAGUGUUAAAGCUAGUCAGUCGCAUUACACUGUAUGCCGUUGUUCCUCUAAUUACGGUUGGAGGAAUUGUGGUAACUUAUAUUUUUGACGUGGUUGCGCCAGAGACGCCAUUCGGGGUUGUUGUCUGGAGUGUUGUUGGCAGUUCUUUACCUGGCUUUUUCAACUGCCUCGCUUUCCUCUUUGAUCCAGCAAUCCACAACGCACUACGCAAAAUCAAAAAAGAUCUCAUUUCCAAAUACGGCCCCAGCUCACCAUUCUCUCCUCCAAUGUCACCGUUAUCACCACUGACAGCAUUCUCACCCACCAUAAUAAUCUCAUCUAAUAAUUCAAGCAAGUUAUCAUCAACUCACCGUGGAUCUUACAUAAAUGCUAUGCGCCCAAAUGUCAAAGAUCUCAAGAGCGGGAACAUGAGACUAUCGUUGAAUCCUGUGGGAAUGACAAAGUUAGAACAAAGGUUAACAAGGAUCGAAAUGGAACGAAGAGAGAAUAGAAGUAAAUUUAUGGUUUGGUUUGUUAGUACCUUUCUCAUUGGAAAAGGUUCAGAUCAUCAAAGAACCGAGAUAGGCAGUAAUGGCGCAAAUUCUGGAAAAGACACUUCCCAACAACAUCAGCAGGGUGCUACUAGUCAGAACACUUACAUCCCUACAAGUGUCGCAUCUCCCACAAAGAAAGAGAACAAAAGCGGUGCAUCUAUAGAAGUUACUGUUUCAAGGACGCCAGAGCCUGAGCCUCAACACAAGAUUGUCGACAUGUAUAGCGAUGAUGAAAAUGAUAACAAAGCGUAUGAUGAUUACGCAAAUGCAUACAAUAAUCUUGACUGUGUCGAUGCGUGUGCUAGUUAUUCAUCCUCUAUCGGUCAAUAUUCAGACACUUUGGCGCCGUCAUUCACGUCCUUUUCGUCUUCGCCAUUCCGGGCAAGUGUCUCGACUUUCGCGACCGGCCCGAAGGAUCCAGACGAGAUUGAGAUUGAGAAACUGUAG